Molecule: messenger RNA, 826 nt
Organism: Papilio polytes (common Mormon)
Lineage: Eukaryota; Metazoa; Arthropoda; Insecta; Lepidoptera; Papilionidae
Exons: 5
Coding region: 117-734 (205 amino acids)
Source: RefSeq, a predicted model, not a curated record
GCGAGCGUCCAUAUGAUAAUGAUCCAAUUCAAUUAAACAUUAUUUCUCAACAACAUUUAUGAUGAAAGACAAAAUUUGAAAGUCAUGGUAACUAGCUGAUCAUUCUCCUUUACAAUAUGGAGAAUGUAAGCUGUACUCUGUUAGAUAAACUGAAAUUGAAACACAGUGAAAAGGAAAACAGUAAGUUAAACAAAGAAAACGAAGAGGAAUCUGCAGUAGGGGUUCGUACAAAGCUGCGUGCACUUAUGGUUGCACUGUUCGGAAUAUCAAUGUCACUGUGUGCAAUAGCAUCACAGCCAGUUGAACUUGAAUUGGAAGAUGAUGAAGUAGCACAGAGAUUGAACAAUGUGACGUUCGCGAGGAGGAUUGCAAAGCCUACGAUUCGUCUGGUUAUCGGCUACGGGACUUUGAGUGCUACUGUCACUGCUGUGACCUCUUUGCUGUUACUAAUUGCAGUUAUGUCAAGGAAAUCUUGGUGGCAACGUGGUGCCCGAUGGUUGGCCGCGCCAGCCCUUCUUGUAGCUGCGUUAGAGGCGGCCUCAGACGCGAGCGACGCCCUACUUGUCACUAUACUGCGAAGCUCUGAAGCCCCGAUUAGACUUUUCCUACAAUCCCUAGCAGCUUGCGCACUCAUUACGACCGAAAUAUUAAUCUGGUACUUCAUAGCGAAAUUUUUUGAAUACAAUCCAACGGUAGUGGUCCCGGCGGAGAAAUUAAAAGGUAAAGAUAACUAGAGGGAAAACUCUGAUAAUUGUUACAUACAUUACAUAUUCACUGUUAAGAAUAUCAGUAUUCAUCGCUUUUAAUAAAUAUCUUUUAACUAUUG